AUGCCUUCUGCAAUUGAAACCAAAAAUGUAACUAGAAGAGAAAUUCUUGACAUGAUGAAUGAAAAGGAAAAAUUUGAACAACAAUUGAAAUCUCUUGGAGAAGUUUUGCAAUCGCAUGGAGUCGGCAUGGACGAACCUUUAGUGGAUGACCAAGACUUUCCCAGGAAUGACAUUGAUGUACACCAAAUAAGAUUAAUACGUAAUCGUAUUAUUUGUGCACGUAAUGAUUUAAAAGCCAUAAUGGACCGUAUUGAUAAAAGUUUAAAUGCUUAUUUUACACAAAUGAACCAUAAUGAACCUGAAGAACACAUACAUAAUGGACAUUGCAGUUUGAAACCAGAUAAUUAA
Macrosiphum euphorbiae (potato aphid) is the source of this 348-nucleotide messenger RNA. The record is from the annotation of a GenBank genome assembly. NCBI's taxonomy places the organism in Eukaryota, Metazoa, Arthropoda, Insecta, Hemiptera, Aphididae.